Messenger RNA from Austrofundulus limnaeus, 3115 nucleotides. RefSeq names its product claudin-20. Gene Ontology annotation, cellular component: bicellular tight junction; membrane. The transcript is spliced from 2 exons. The coding region runs from base 361 to 1086 and encodes 241 amino acids. Gene Ontology annotation, molecular function: structural molecule activity. Lineage: Eukaryota; Metazoa; Chordata; Actinopteri; Cyprinodontiformes; Rivulidae. The record is from RefSeq and is a predicted model, not a curated record.
CCCAGGCUCCGGCCGAGCCUGUGUGGUCUCUCUCCCGCCGCUGUUGCUAAGGAAAUGGAUGGAUUGAAUGGAUCCGUGGUCCGGGGUGCAACGUCCUCCUCGCCCCCUCGCCACCACCAGCAGCACCCUGUCGUCUCUCACAGAGUGUUUACAGGAUUUACUGCGAACAGCGUGACACGUCGGCUCCAGCUCUGCACCAGCCGGGUCCAGUGGAUCUGCAGCUGAGGAACUGGAGGAUUUAUCUGGCAGCUGGUGCACCACCAAAGAAGGGGGAGAAAGGGCAGGUGCACGGAGGGGUGGACGAGCCCGGCUGRUGCUGGGUGAAUGCUGCCUGGAGACGACAACGGCUGAGGCGGCAGCAUGGCAUCCACCGGCAUGCAGAUCUUUGGAUUUGUCCUGGCGCUGCUGGGCAUCAUGGGGGCGACGGUGGCCACCCUGCUGCCUAACUGGAAGGUCAGUGCGGAUGUGGGCUCCAACAUUAUCACAGCGAUCUCCCAGAUGCAGGGACUGUGGAUGGACUGCACUUGGUACAGCACCGGCAUGUUCAGCUGCACACUUAAGUAUUCGGUGCUCUCCCUCCCUGCGUAUCUGCAGACUGCUCGCACCACCAUGGUGCUGUGCUGCGUGCUGGCUGCCAUGGGCCUCUGCCUUGCGUCCCUGGGACUGAAAUGCACCCGUUGGGGGGGCGGACGGCGCUCCAAGCGGCACGCCGCCAUCGCCAGCGGUGGCUGCUUCGUCGCGGCGGGCUUUCUGUGCCUGGUGCCCGCUUCUUGGUUCACCAACGAGGUCAUCACCAACUUCCUGGACUCCAGCGUGCCCGAGAGCAAUAAGUUCGAGCCCGGGGGCGCUGUGUACGUGGCCUUUGUUUCGGCGGGUUUCCUUUUCGUGGGGGGGUCUAUCUUCUGCUUGUCCUGCUCGGGGAAGAGGCACGGUCCUCAAGAYUUGGUUCUGCUUCCUCCACCUGACAAACUGCUGCUCCAGCAGCAGCAGCAACAGCUGCUCCAGCAGCAGGAGCUCCAGCACCAGUACUGCUCUCUCUCCCCACUAGACAAUAAAACUGGCUACAGCCUGCAGGAUUAUGUGUAAAAAAGCAUUGCUGUGUGCGCAACAAACGGCUAAAGGAAGACAAGCCUGAGGGGGAAACCAUCACAUGCUAAAGACUGGAUUUUACUCCAGACUGAGGUGGAGAAACGAGGAGAGAGGAGGGCAACAACUUUGAAUUAAUCUCUUCUUUUCCAUCUUGCUUGUCUCCUUUAUUUUCUCCUGUUUUGCAAGCACAAGCAGUGGAGGAAUUCCCUAAGCAGCGCCUUGGAACAAACAAGGAGAAUGUUUAAGGAGCCAGGAUAUGUUGCUGCAGAAUCGAAGGAAGCCCCAACUAAAAGCAGUCUUCAUCAGUAAAUCACAAUAAGCGCUCCCUAGGGAAUGGAUUGAGCAAAAACGGAAACCUUCCGCGUAGAUUUUUCUCCCCUCUCACCAAAGGUUUGAGUUGAAAGGAAAUAAGCAAUCAUUUAGCUGCUACUUACAAUCGCUCGUAUCAGUACCCUMUCAUUUGAUAAACUAGGCAAUAUAAAUGCAGAGUGCAGUGUCUAAAAUCCCCUUUCAUAGGAAGCCAUUGUAGUUUUUCGUAUCUACUAGAAUGCAACCUGGAAUGGAUUGAAAUAAAUGGUCGUGUUUCUGUUAGCUGCUAGAAGGAUGUUGAUAUUUUUGCCACUAGAGCAUGCUGUAUGGAGCCUGUCUGCGUAUUUUAAAAAGUGGAAUGCUUGGUAGAAGACUGAACCACAAAAUGCCUGUGCCUGAAAAGCUGUAGAAACAUAACCCUGCUGUAACUGUUGAAAGAGGACUGUCAGGAGGAAGAGUGGGCUGCUCUGAUGGAUUUAACUCAAAAACAGAAAAUAAUAAUUGCAGGCAGACCAAUGCCUGUGUCUUUCCCCGCAGGUGGAAAUAUGAGAGAGACGGAGAGAAAUACGCAGGAAUAGAUUCACUGCUUAGURGACUUUUUCAUAUUUCUAUCAUGUAGACACAACCCGCCUGUAAGUAGCAGCUGCUCAUCACGAUCCAUCCCAGACAUGCACACCUACGUACUUACACAUGCUUUUGUGUGCCUUUUUAUGUACCCAGUAAACAUACAGCGUUUUUGAAUGUGCUUUUCAUUCCUGUCAUCUGCCUCUGCACUGCCAUGGAAACUAAAUUCAGUAUUUGAGUAUCUUUAUUGUCUGGGGGGGGAGAGCCGCUUGUCAGUCACUGCUGUUUGAGGGGGCAUCAUUUUUUUUUUAUUUCCACCCGUCAUGGCAUGCAGUACGCUUUAAUCAGAGCUUCUGCUCACAUUACUUUCACUAAUCUCAUUUAUUCCUUCUUCUGACGUUCACAUUCCAUACAAGACGGGGAUGAACAGAUAUUUAGCGGCGCAGCGGCAAAGCUGAGGCAGAGGACGAGAAGCUUCCUGCGAGUCGAACUGAUAGCCGGCUCUUAAAAAAGGUUUGAGUCAUUCUCCAUAUGUGACUUGUUUUUCAAGUGCGUCAGCAGAGCGCAUAUGCUACCAGUCUCCACCUGCGUAAGGUCUCCGUGUCUUAAAUUGCAUCCACUCGACUGUCCUACCAGUCAAUCUCCCUUUUCCCCUUCCAACUCGUUCACCCCUGCCCUGCUUGUGUCACACGGAUGUGAUUUCUCAUGAGAGAACACUGAUGCAUGUUGAAAGCGUGUCCUCUUGCAAAGCGCACAUAAACAAAACUCUCCCCACCUGCUUGCAUGUCAUUUGCACAGCUUUGCUUUCAUGGUUACCUUGCUGGAGGAGAGUACACUUUUACGGUUUAGGGUCAGGAAGGACUGUGUGUCUUUGUGUUUGAGACGGGUCCUUGUAGGCUGCGAUGUAUAGAACUGCACAUUCUCUCAUUCUCUCUCAUAAACACGCAGCUUUCUGGGGGAGAGCAGAUGGCUAAGCACAGAUCGCCACCUGCAGGCUGCUGCCAGCACACCACAAGCAUCUUUCUGGGCAUCACUGGCGGUCUUGGCAGGGCCAGCUUUCCGCCGCACUCUGACUCAGCCCCCCCCGCCCGGCCGACCAAACUGGCCUCCUGACAAAAACUCACUGCCCAGGCAACAUAACUGAUAAAUGCAA